AAUCGCCCAUUAACCGCCCAUCCACACUCACAUCCCCUUAGGGCACAUAUCCCCUCAGAUCUCUAUAUGUUUGCAGUGCGGCAAUUAGCCAGCUAAUCAUACCGAGACAUUCAGAUUAGCAUUAGAUCAUGUUUUUUCUGAAAUCCUCAUGCCCAAAGAGCUGGCUUCGCUGCAAACAUAUAGCAAGCUAUCUCCCGGCCAUUCUUCUUUAUCAUUUGAAUCUCCCCUCAAUGCUGCCGCGGCAUAGUUGUACCCAAGUUGCGGUACACUUGCCCCAAGGGAAAGUUCACCUGCCAGGACUUGAGCUGCAUAUCGAUUGUCCAUCGCUGCGACGGCCGGGCCGAUUGUCCGCACGAUCGAUCCGAUGAGGAAGGCUGUCGUAGGUGUUGCGAUACCCGAUAACAUAACCCCGAUAAUGCUCCACCUAUGUCUCUGUGCUCUCUCUUUUUUUCCUGCUUCUCUAAUGGGAAUGCAGCCUGUCUGUACGACAAGUGGCAGUGUGACGAUGGCACCUGCAUAGCCAAGGAGCUGCUCUGCAAUGGCAACAUCGAUUGUCCCGAGGACAUUUCCGAUGAGCGCUACUGCGAGGGUGAGUAAAAGUGGGAAGUGUUGCUCUUGGCUCUUAGCUAUUCACCCUUGAGGAGUGGUAAGUUCACUCCACACCCUAGUCACUGCAUCACGAAAAUCACCUCGCCCAAGCAAUCACAAACAUUUAGUAGAACUAACGUACGCAUG
This is a messenger RNA of Drosophila ficusphila, 735 nucleotides long. Its product is annotated as complement component C7-like. Gene Ontology annotation, molecular function: protein binding. The record is from RefSeq and is a predicted model, not a curated record. The transcript has a single exon. Bases 427 to 597 code for a protein of 56 amino acids. NCBI's taxonomy places the organism in Eukaryota, Metazoa, Arthropoda, Insecta, Diptera, Drosophilidae.